This is a messenger RNA of Fulvia fulva, 1677 nucleotides long. RefSeq lists its product as uncharacterized. Bases 1 to 1677 code for a protein of 558 amino acids. NCBI's taxonomy places the organism in Eukaryota, Fungi, Ascomycota, Dothideomycetes, Mycosphaerellales, Mycosphaerellaceae. The transcript is spliced from 3 exons. The record is from RefSeq and is a predicted model, not a curated record.
AUGUCCCGGGCGCCUCUGCCUCGAUUCUCCACUUUGGUCCCUCUGCGUAUACGCCUUCCAAGCUACCUUUCGCACAAUGCCACCCAGCCAUCGGCUCCACUGACGAGCUUCGUGUCCCACACCGAGCAGAGUGAUGCCACUCGCCCAUGGCUUAUCCCACUGAUUGCGAGCUUGGGGGAACUCGAGCGCCUUUCUACAGGCGAUGCAACGGAUGGACACGAGUGGGCGGCGCUGCUGGAUGAUCUAGACACCACCGACCUCCAAUAUCUCCCCGCUGACGGCCAAAUUCAUCUUCUGGACAAGGAGAUUGCGAGUCUGACUCUCGAGCUCGAAUCGGCCAAGAAGAAGCGACGUGCUCCGAACGAGGCAGACCCAUCAAUGCAAGGAGGAGCAACGCCUCGAGACCAUGAACCUGUUGGACCCUUGAGGAGUUCCGUGGUCGAGCAAGAUGGCAAGCGAUGGCGCAUUGUCAAGCACAAAGAAGUCGACGAUCAGGGCGAUGUGCAGUGGGUGGAGAUGAGCAAGACCGACAUGCCAGAGAGCAACGCGGGACCGACUCCAGCAGCCCCCACUGGAGCCAUAGGCACCACGGAGGCGACCACAAGGUACGGAGAAGUUCGCAAGCUUCGAACGCUCUUCGCAGCCAUCGACAAGGACGAUCGGCACGUCCUCGAUGCACUCCGCAAGAUUGCUACAGCAGAGCCGACAAUUAAACGUGACGACAUAAACGACCGAGCUGGAUCAUAUAGCUCACAACAACUGUCUAUGGACGAACUGGCGCAACUUCUUUGCGAAUGUGGCACCAAGGAUCCAGAUCACAGUUUCCGUAGCAGCUUCGUCCGCGAGGUAGCCAACGUUGUCCAAUCUCCAGAGCUUCGAGACCAAGCAAUGUUGCGGGUACUACCCGCAAGCGAACGUCUCACUAUUGUGGAUACGGCGGACCAACUAGAGAAGCAUUGCGCAGGCUGUCUGUGGGCGGUUGAGGGACUUCAAGAGCCGGAUCUCUGUCUGAAGGCAGACGGCGGCACGGCGGACAGCACAGAGCCAUGUUUCCUAUGUGUACUGUCUGGGGCGACUGUAUGCCGCGUGCUUUGCGGCAAUUGCAGCGACUUUGUUGCUGAUGUCGGAGGCGGCCCACCGGAUGGCUGUCUAGACUGUGACUUUCGCAAUUGCAGCGCGGCUCAGGUAGAUGAUUUGGACGAGAUGGAUGUGAAUGAUGACCUCACAGGCUUGGCUAGCAGCAAGCAGCCUUUCCCAAGCACAGACCCACUACGAACCGAUGCAAUGCCCAAAGCUAUCGCUGCUACAGUUGGAGGCAAGUAUAAGUACGCCGCUGGGCUCUUGACGAUUUGCACACGAGAGUGGAUCGACUUCCAUGUCUCGGUAAACAUUCGUCUUUACGAGAAAGUCGACCAGCAAAACAAGCAGCAGGUCCAGGUCCAAAUCUCGAAGCUUUACAGCACCUUGCUUAGCUUGUACGAGCAAACUUCACGACAGAAUGUGUGGAACGCAGCCGUGGAGCUCCGCCUCCAAGCGGCAGAGCGUGGCAUCAAUGUGGCGGAGUAUGCUGGCCGGCCAAUGGAGACGAUCCGACACCAAGAUGCCCCCGAAGAACACGAAUUCCAAGUCAGCCGUCGAUUUCCCGCCUGGCAAGACUUGCAAGAGCACUGUGUAUAG